Oncorhynchus mykiss (rainbow trout) is the source of this 1041-nucleotide messenger RNA. NCBI's taxonomy places the organism in Eukaryota, Metazoa, Chordata, Actinopteri, Salmoniformes, Salmonidae. The record is from RefSeq and is a predicted model, not a curated record.
AUGUACACUGGCUACAACGAGUCCCUGCUUAUCCUCAACCACGUCAUGAAUGGCCCAGCCUGCAAGGGAACCUUAGAUCAAAGUGUGAUUCCACCUGUCGUGAGGUUUGAAUUCCCCCUCAACACAACCAAUUCCUGUGGCAGCCUCUUCAGGACAACCAGCGCUGCAGGCACGGGGAUAUUCUCUGACUUCUCCAACGUCCAGACGGUCAACAUCAGCGGGGUGGUCCGAUCUUACGAUCCCACCACACGGCCGGUCACUUACAACACUGAGUUGAAGUAUCAUUACUCCUGCGCCUAUCCCUUAGAGUACCUGACCAACAACACCCAGAUUGAUACGUCUGCAUCUUCCAUUGCGGUUAAGGACAACAAUGGUACUUUCGUCAGCACUUUGAGUCUUAAUCUUUUCAGCGAUGACGACUACAUUUCGCCCUUAAUCAUUCCGAAACAGGGUCUUGAGCUGAGGACCGAAAUCUACACUCGAGUCCAAGCCACCAACCUGACCUCCCAUUACCACGUGUUCCUGGACCAAUGCUACGCCUCCAUUUCUCCACAACCCGACGGUGACAACUCCACUGUCUUCAACCUGUUUGUCCCUUGCAACGUCGACCCGUCGACCGUCAUCAGAGAGAACGGAGAGAGCCAACGUGCCUGCUUCUCCUUCCCGGCCUUCCGAUUCGUGGAGCAACCAAAUGAGAUGAUGUCCACCUACUUCCUCCACUGCAUCACCCGUCUCUGUGAGGAGAGCGCCUGCAGUACUCUUAAACAAUGUACCAACCGGAGGAGAAGGAAUGCCGUUCCCGAAAUUGUAGACGGAGUGACAGGGUACACAACCAUUAGCUCUACUCCUAUCACCAUAAGAGCAGAAAGAGUUGUGGCAAUGAAAGAACAGGAGACUGCCAGCAACAACUCAGACACUUCUACAGGACUUGGUGUGGCAGUGGGCUUUCUGGCAUUCGUAUGCAUUACUGUCAUUAUAAUGGCAGCAGUCUUCUACGGGACACGCAAACCAUUAAAAAGGGGGUUGACUGCUCCACCUUGA